Molecule: messenger RNA, 3338 nt
Organism: Colossoma macropomum (tambaqui)
Lineage: Eukaryota; Metazoa; Chordata; Actinopteri; Characiformes; Serrasalmidae
Product: toll-like receptor 5
Exons: 2
Coding region: 225-2873 (882 amino acids)
Biological process (GO): toll-like receptor signaling pathway; inflammatory response; immune response
Cellular component (GO): membrane
Molecular function (GO): protein binding; transmembrane signaling receptor activity
Source: RefSeq, a predicted model, not a curated record
AGGAGCAAUGUUCAACGCACACAGAAUCUACUCUGAAGAAUGCACUGACCUCAUCCUGUGCAGGUCUGAAUGUGGAUAUGUCUGAAGAAGACUUGUGCUUUUUUCAUAGUUAGAGCAUUAUCAACUGAGCCCAACUGGGAGCACUUUUCCACAGCCCAGCACACCACGACAAAAAUCAAGAUAUUCCGGACUGUUCAAGAGAAUAAUUAACUUGGUGUUUCAGUAUGACAAACAGGCUCAGCUUCACCAGCCUCCUCCUUCAGCUCUGCAUCUGUCUACAGGUGGCAAAUGGUUUUUCACCAUGCUUCAUUGACAACACCAAGGCCUUCUGUGGAGUGAGAAGACUUAAUCAAGUGCCACCUCUGCCCAAUUACAUCAUGUUUUUGGAUCUAAGUCUCAAUUACAUUAGUGAAAUCGAUGAGAAAUCGUUCUCUGGUUUGGAAGCUCUACAGAUCCUUAAAAUUCAACAACAGGAAACACAACUUGUAUUAAAGAACAAUGCCUUCAAAGGGCUGUCCAAUCUGAGAGAACUCAAUCUGGGGUUCAACCACUUACUACAACUGGAGCCAGGAGCAUUCAACGGGUUGUUCAACCUUCAGACACUUAAUCUCAUCCAGUGCAGUUUAAAUGACUCUAUUCUGUCAGGUGACUAUUUAAAACCUUUAGUGUCCCUGGAGAGACUUACACUAGAAACUAAUAGUAUCACAAGGAUCCAGCCUGCUCAUUUCUUUUUCAACAUGACCAAGUUCCACGAGCUAGAUCUCUCCCACAACUGGAUCAACAAUAUAUGUGAGGAAGAUUUAUUUGGUUUCCAAGGGAAACACUUUACUCUCCUUAAACUGACUGACAUCAGAUUGACAGACAUGGGUCACUUUUGGCCCAAGUGGGACCAAUGUGGAAACCCAUUCAAGAACAUGUCUAUUACUGUGCUCGAUUUGUCUCUAAAUAGCUUCUAUGUUGAUAUGGCUGUGCUGUUCUUCAAAGCGAUCAGAGGAACAAAAAUCCACAAGCUCAUUCUUAGUCAAAGCAGUAGCAUGGGCAGGUCAGUGGGGUACAACAAUAUGAAAGACCCAGACAAAGACACCUUCAAGGACCUAGCAGACAGCGGCAUUCGAAUUUUCGAUUUGUCCCAAUGCCACAUUUUUGCUCUAACAUAUUCUGUAUUAGGUCACUUGUCAGACCUGGAGAGAGUCUCAUUAGCUUCAAACUCAAUCAACAAAAUUGAACGUGAUGCCUUUCUGGGAGCUGCACAUAUUAAAAUGCUUAACCUAUCAUAUAACCUCCUGGAUAAAAUUGAUUCCACAACAUUUAAGAACUUAGAAAGUCUUGCAUUGCUUGAUUUAUCUUACAAUAACUUAAAGAUACUUAUGCCGGGCUCGUUUAAUGGACUGCCGAACUUGCUUUACUUGGAUCUGAGAGAAAAUUCCUUACAAAAAGUGCACACAUUGGCGGCACUUCCACAACUUAAGGUACUUCUCAUGGGCAAUAACAAAAUUAGAUCCUUGUAUGGACUUCUAAGCUCCGCAAGAAGUGUCACAAUUAUUGAUUUGGCUUCCAACAAAUUAAGCAAUGCUGAGGACAUAUAUACUAUAUUAGUAGAACUCCCCCAAAUUGAAAAGAUCUACAUUGAAGGGAAUGUUUUUCUAUGGUGUGUCCACAAUAGUAACUAUUCUGUGCCACCAACAAACAAUUUACAGAUCCUUCAUCUGCAAUCAACUGGCUUACCAAACAUUUGGUCACAAGGAAAGUGUCUUGAUGUGUUUGAUAACCUUCACCAGUUGCAGCUGCUUUUCCUUCAGAACAACUUCAUGCAGUCACUCCCCAAGAACAUUUUCAAGGGGCUCACUUCUUUAUUUUACUUAGAUUUAUCCUUUAACUCCUUGACCUACAUACCAAGUGACAUAUUCCCUGAAAGUCUGAGAUCUCUCGACCUUUCGUACAAUAAUCUUGGUUCUGUUGACCCUCAGGCUUUGAGCACUCUCAGUACAAUUAAGCUGGAUGGGAACCGCUUCCUUUGCGACUGCAGCUUAGGAGACUUCCAAACCUGGCUAAAUGAGACGCAAAAGAAAACCAAUAUUGUAGGCAAUGUCGAGGACCUGAUGUGUGAGUUUCCAGAACAGCAGCAUGGUGUUCCUCUUAUUUACGCUGUACUCUGUGAAGACACAGACAAUGAGAAAAUCGCUGAAAAUCUACGGCUUGCGCUUUUCAUCUGCUGCACGGUUUUUAUUCUGCUAAUCCUCACCUGUGCUGUUGUUUUUGUCCGUCUACGCGGUUACUGCUUCAAGCUUUACAGAAAGGUGAUCAUCACAUUUGUGGAGGGAAGAUCAAAGUCACCUGCCAAUGACAGCUUCUUGUAUGAUGUCUACCUGUGCUUCAGUUCAAAAGACACUGGCUGGGUGGAAAAGGCACUGUUAAAAAAGCUAGACACACAGUUCUCAGAGAAGAACAAUUUCCGUUGCUGUUUCGAGGCACGAGACUUCCUACCAGGGGAAGAUCAUCUAUCCAACAUGCGGAACGCUGUCUGGAACAGUAAGAAAGUAUUGUGCAUUGUCUCCCGUGAGUUCCUCAAGGAUGGCUGGUGUUUGGAGGCUUUCAUGCUGGCCCAGAGCAAGAUGCUGGAGGAGGUCAAGGAUGUCUUGUUGGUGCUUCUUGUUGACAAAAUACCACAGUACAGACUGAUGAAGUAUGAACCCAUCAGGACCUACAUUCAGACCAGGAGAUAUUUGCGCUGGCCAGAGGACAGCCAGGACUUAGAGUGGUUCUACAACCAGAUUAAACAAAGCAUAUUAAAGGGCACCAAAGGCAAACAUGUGAAAACAAAUACUGAAACAAACCACAACGUGACAGACAUUGAAGCAGUCACUGCUUUUUAAUCCACAGAUACUCACAUCAGUGGACUGUGUUUGUUAAUGAUUUGAUUUUCUGAAUAAUUAACGCAACACGCAUAGAGUCUCAAACACAAAAUCAAUACCAUACUGAUGAUAUGAUCACAUAGAAAAAUAAUUCACUUACAUCCUCAGAAGACACAUACUUCAGGUUUUGACAGUUCUCUUUAAAUACUCUUUAAACACUCACAUUCAUCAAUUCAUCUGCUUGGAGAAGGGAUCCAAAGCACAAAAUGUUAUUCUGCACAUGGCAUGCAAUUACACGUUCUCCAAAUACCCAGAACUUAGAGCACAACAUUAAAUACAUUGUUUCAACACACCAUGAAAAAUCUUAAAAGUUAACUAAAAAGUUAACUAAAGAGCAGCCUGCUGUAUCGCAAUGUGCCCUGGCACGUAUACACUUCUUGGGGUGUAUGGUGACAGAAAUGGUAAUUGGAAGGGAGGGGGGGAAAA